Messenger RNA from Blepharisma stoltei, 2375 nucleotides. The record is from the annotation of a GenBank genome assembly. NCBI's taxonomy places the organism in Eukaryota, Ciliophora, Heterotrichea, Heterotrichida, Blepharismidae.
AUGGAUAAAAGCCAAGUCUUAAAUAUCAACCCUGUCUUUAAACAAUUAUUCGACAAAUGCAAUAUUGAUCUUAACCGUUUAGACAAAAAAUUCAAUGAAAAACCUUCUCCAACUCCAUCUCAAACCCAAAAAACACCUAUUUUCAGUGAUUUUAAGAGAUCUUCUCCAAUAAAUUUUUCAGCUUCCAAAUCCCAAAUCCAAAGAGAUAGCAACCAUAUAUGAUUCAAGCCAGAAGUCCUCGUCUCAAUUAAAGAAACAAUUAGCACUGCAUUCACUCCAUAUCCAAAGAUAGAAAAUUUUGAUGAAGCUGAAUCUUCAAACGAAUAUAUAGUUCGUAAUAAAACGAAAGAAGAAAAAAUCCGAAGGCCAAAGUUAAGAUUUAAAGAAACUUACCAAGAUAAUGACGAUAUGCUAAAAGAAAUGAAAAAUACAGAAUCAUAUAAAGAAUUAAUUAACUAUCGAUCUGGAGACUUAAAAAAGAAAAAGUUCUAUAUACAAGGAUUCGAAGACCAAAGCAUAACUCCCUUACUUGAUGAGCAAACAAAAACAUUAGAUAAAUUCCUAUUUUUGGGAAAAUAGAUUAUUAGAAAGCAUAUUUUUAUAAAUUUGAAUAAUAUGAUUUAUGCUUAAUGAUUUCUGUUAUUUAAUCUCUUGCUAAUUCUAUAAAUAUAGGUAGAAUACUCCUAAAAUAAUUUUAUAAAUUAAUUUAGAUUCUUCUUUCAAAUUUUAGAUGCCUUAGAAUCCGAAAAAAAUUAAAUCUGCACUUUACCAAACAAAAAUCUACACCGUGCUAUUUGAUUGGAGUAUUUUGGUAGUAUGGCAUUUUCUCUGGCACUCUUAGCCGAAUUUUUUUUUCAUCGGGAAAAAUUUGAUAUGCAUGGUUUGACAGUGGGUAAAAACGCCUUUUUUGUAAGGGUUUCCUCACAAAAAUGGAUGCUUACCAAUAUAGCCUAUGAACGCUAUAGCUUGCCUUGGCGAGGGCUCUCCGCAACAACUUGGAGCUCUGACAAGCCACCUAAAGGUGACACAAAUCAACUCCAAGUUGGCAAAUCCUUGCAAAAGGACACACUUUUGUAAACUUGGAGUUGACUUGUCACCUUUAGGUGCUCCAAGUUGCUGCGGAGAACCCUCGCCAAGGCAAGCUAUAGCGGUUCAGACGCUAUAGAAUUUUAUCUGUCUUUUGCCUAGGAAAUGUCACAUUAGGAAAAAGUUACGACCAAAAGUCCAAUUUGAGGAAAAGUUUCUAUAAAUAACUGUCAAUAAGAUCUUACUCGUUAGCAAGGAGAGGGGAGUAAGCAAUCUUGAACCCAAAACUAUGCCCGCUACAAAUUUAGCUUUUUCUGAUUACUGCUCUUUACAGGUUUCUAAAGAAUCUGUUAUUAAAUAUAGAAAACUUCCACAAAGGACCGAAAUAUCUCAUAAAAGUAAAAAAACCAAAAAAUACCACAGAGAAGCUUCUCUGCCAAUUCAUAAAAUUUUCCACUCUCUAGGGCUAAAUAAAUUAAGUAAAGCCUUACAAAAGGACACUAGAAGUACAAGUGAAAUUAGAUACAAUUUUUUACCAAGAAAUAAUAAAUCCUUGUAUGAUGUAAAUAAAAGUUAUGAUUAUAUUAUUGACAAUUGUACAAAAGAAAGCAACUUAAAUAAAUCUUUAUUAAAAGAAUUUAAGCAAGAUAGUGAAUUUUUACUUAAUCCCGUUAAAAUAUUUGUGCUUUAUGAUUCAACUGUCUAAAUUCUCGAGACUUCAUAAUUUUUAAUAUAAGUGUGGAAUUAAUAAUUAUGGCAUGUGAGAAAGCAGUUUAAAUUCUAAGAUUUCAUUGUAAUAAUCAUUAUUUAACAUCAAAAUAUAUAUAUAGCAGGGUGGGAAUUAGGAAAUUUAGAAAAAUGAACCAAGAAGACUUAACUCCCCCCUCUGUGGGCGAACAAAAAAUUUUGUUCGUUCACGAAGGGGGUUAAUUUUUUUUUUAAAAUUAUAUAUAAAUUUUAUCGUAAAUUUUUUCAUAAAUUAAAAUUAAUUAAAUUUGUAAAAUUUAUGUUUUAAAAUGCAAUUUGAUUAAAAUUAAGCAGAAUUAGCUAGAGAUUUCAUUAUAUCUAAUAAUCAUUUAUAUAUCAAUUUUUUUUCAUCAAAAAGUUUAUAUAUCAAAAAAAAUUUUUUUCGCUCGCUCGGAGGUGGGUUUUUGGACUAAAAAUAGGGAUUUUCCGGUUUUGUAGUAAGUGAAAAAAUCAAGCUAAAAUCUUCAGAAAAAGAAGAACUGGAGAAAUACAAAGUAAAGCUGAAUGAAAUGACUAAAACUCAAAUGCUGGCGUUUAAAACAAUAAAUCAGAGAAGACAAUCAAAAUGCAUUUCUGGUGAUAAGUUAUUAGAGCAUCUGUAA